AUGGAGCGAAAGCGCAAGCUGCCCGCCCGGGCAGCUGCUCGAGGCGAAAAUGCUGCGAAGAAGCGUAAUGUUACACCUCGAGAGGACUCUGCGACUCCUGCACCCCCGCCAGCUCCAGCUCCCGCUCCAGCUCCCGAACCUGAAGAGCCUCCCCCGCCGCCGUUACCCAAGUCGAUACAGGCGGGUAAACCGCUUCCUACGGUUGAAGUCGCGCAGCCAGAAGAUCUGUCAUCGAAGGAAUAUCAGACUGUUGGCGAAAGCGGCGUACUGGCAGAGUCGCUCUCACGAUCCCGUCAGAAAUGGAUUAGUGAAGGUCUGUUUGCUAAAUACUGGACAAAACCGCAUAAGCGCAAAGGCGUUCUCAACGAAGAUCCCAAAAACCCGCCCAAAGAGACCAUGUCAAAGGUUGGAACUGUAACGAUUACAGUCGAGCCUCAUAUAAUCGAAGCUACGAUGUACGUGGUUAAAGACCCAAAACCGAAGGUUCAGCCGAUACCACAGCAGCAACCGCAACACCGUCCGAUUAUUCAGUACGGGCCUCCAAAUGGCACGAUGCCUCCACCGCUCGUCCCUCCAGCAUCGACAGCUGGCACGCCUAUUCUGAAUAAGUCAGCGACACAAUCUAUACCGCCUAGUCCAUCCCAGGGCUCAGCCCAGAGUCCGGCGCAGCAACCGCAACCUCUUCCUCGAGCUCCACAAGACCAGACUGCUGGUCUAGCAACAGCCGCGAAGCCUGGAACCGCUCCGCUACCGAACAGCGUGACACCAUCCUCAAGUCCAAGCUUCCAACCGAGACCUCAAGCUGUAGGAGGACCUGUGGCACCACCACCAACGCCCCCAGUCGCAAACACACCUUCAAAUAUCGCUGCACCAUCACCGGCCAUGGUAACAGUAGCUCCGACCGGGCCAAUGGCAGCUCCUGCCAUGUCCCCAGUACCACGGCCACCUUCAAACCCUCAACCGACUACAACUGGCCUCGCGAAGCCUGUCUCAGGUCCGGCCCCAGGUCCCGCUCCUGCAGCGAAGCCGUCGGCCAAUGACCCGGUUAUUGCCCUACUUGCGCAGAAGGCUUCAGGAGAUGCGGAGCUACGCGAUCUAAUGAAAAGGGUGGCUGUAGGACAAGCAAAAGAGGGCGAGCUGGCCCACUUUCAGAAAAUUAUAGAUCAGUUAAAUGCCGAAUACAGGAGUAGAGGGGGCCAACAAGGACCAUCAGCAGAUCGACUGCUGGUAGACGGCCGGACAGUUCAAUAUUUUGCUACGGAAGUCAGAACUAUACUUGACAUUGUCUUGGCAUCAAACCCCAACCAGAAAUCAUCCGAGCUGCGACCACCGCAAGGUAGUGACCCGCUGGUUGUUUUGCUGGUGAAAACUGCGCUAGAGGAUCCAAGGACACGGGAUAUGAUUCGAAGGAUUGCAGAAAGUCGACCCGGCUUCACUGAUGCUACAGAUCUUAAGGAAAUUCUGGACAGGCUGCAUCGUGAUAUGAAAACUGCACCACGAGCUUCACCUGCGCCUGCACAGAUUCGACAACAGACUCCGAAUGGCAUGCCGAACGGUCAGCUUAAAGCUUCCCAAUCUGGACUUCCCCCAAACCCUCAGGCGCUACGGUCGAAGGGUCCUCCACCAGCGCCAAAACCAGAUGUCACAGCAGUUGUUUUUGAUUUUGGAACUGGAGACAGAUAUCUCUUCCCAAAGUUCAGUAUCCUGGAGUAUUUGCCUGCCACUUCUGGCCAGCAAGUAGUGGCUUCAUUUCUCAUUGUUCGCAAGGGUAGCACUUCGGAGUACGGAGGAGACCCGAAAUUGGACUAUUACCAGCCUGUGACGAUACGUCUCUUUACCCAGACAGGUCGCCACUUGGAGAAUCUAGCACGGGUUGUUGCUCCUCAAGAAGAGGUUCGGCGUUACAUGGACGAUGUCAUGGAUAAUAUGACACGUGCUGAGUAUGUCUUAUUGGCCAUGAGACUUCCGAAAACUUCACCAGAUGUGGACAAAGAUGGCACAGGUUCGGAGGAGCCGAGAACGAAUGUUUCCACUCCAAAGCCUGACGUGACCGAGUCAAAACCUGCCCCGAAGGUUGGCGUGCUCUGGACAACUAAGGGUAAUUCAGAGACGCCACCGGUAGAAGGACGAAUGUCAAAGCCGGCCCGAGACGCUGAGCAGGAGGCGGAAGCCAAGUACCAGCGCUUGAUCAACCAAGUGGCGGCUAAGGAUACUGAAGCUUAA
Molecule: messenger RNA, 2223 nt
Organism: Fusarium sp. VM40
Lineage: Eukaryota; Fungi; Ascomycota; Sordariomycetes; Hypocreales; Nectriaceae
Source: the annotation of a GenBank genome assembly